Molecule: messenger RNA, 1743 nt
Organism: Wyeomyia smithii (pitcher-plant mosquito)
Lineage: Eukaryota; Metazoa; Arthropoda; Insecta; Diptera; Culicidae
Gene: Syx13
Product: syntaxin-7
Exons: 5
Coding region: 360-1235 (291 amino acids)
Biological process (GO): vesicle fusion; intracellular protein transport; vesicle-mediated transport
Cellular component (GO): membrane; endomembrane system; SNARE complex
Molecular function (GO): SNARE binding; SNAP receptor activity
Source: RefSeq, a predicted model, not a curated record
GCGGCUGGUUAUCAAUGUCUAUCGCUGCCCUGUUCGUGACGACUGACUGCGAAUAAAGGUUUUUUCCUCGACGACAAAAUGGUCCUGUCGAGGUUGAUUGUAAACUAAAUCCGUAUUUUUUGCGUAACUCCGGAUACUGUUUAUGCUCGUUUGUUUGUGAUUAGAUUGCGAAACAAGUGAAUUCAGCCAGCGGUGGACGAAGUUAGCACUUUCGGUACCCAUAGUCCUGGGCUUAUCAUCGCGUUAACCCACUCGCUAUCUGUGCAUCCAUUCGCAUCGGAUCGGUUGCAGCAGCGAAAUAAAAAAAUCAACUCUGAUUUUGGGUUCGCUUUCACAUCCAUCAGAUUCAGCGGCAGCGGAUGUCACGGGAAGGAACGGGGUUUUCCCGCAGCGGCAGUGCCAGUGGGCCACGUGAUUACGGAGCGACCAGUAGUAGUGCCGUCACCACCAUGCCGACGGAUAAUAGCAACUUUGGUGGUUUCAGCCCGACGGAAUUCAUCUCGCUAAGCGAGUCCAUCGCGGCGAACACGAUAUUCGUCAAGCAGAGUUGGCAAUUUUUGGAGAAAGCUAAUCGGACCGUGGGCACACCGAAGGAUAAUCAAACGUUGCGGGAGAAGGUGCACGAAAUUCAGACAGGAACAAAUCAAAGGAUUACGACAACCAGCAAAGACCUGCAGCGGCUAACGGUGGUUGUGCGACGAGGUGACAAGCAGCAAAAACUGCAGGUCGAGAAGCUAACAUCGGAUUUCACACAUGUAGUACAAAUGUACCACAAAAGCCAACAGGUUAUCGCGGCAAAGAUGAAACAGGUUCUAUUGGUCAAUGCCUCCCAGCAGGAUGAUUUGAACGCAUCCGGUUUUGGUGAUGGUACCAACACCAGCCAGGAUCAGCUUCUCCAGCGGCAGCAGCAGCAGAUACAGCAGAGUCUACAGUUCGAACAGGACAUGCUGUUGGAACGAGAAACUCGCUUCCGCAUGAUUGAAGCCGACGUGCUAGACGUAAAUCAGAUCAUGAAGGAGCUCAGCAGUCUCACCCACCAGCAGGGAGAAGUUCUCGAUACCAUCGAGAACACCAUCGAGCACACGGUGUCAAAUGUAGAGUCGGGAACAUCAGAACUGGCCAAAGCGGCCGAGUAUCAAAAUAAAUACCGCCGCAAGGUUAUCUAUCUGCUGAUACUCGCUGUGAUAUUGGGGGUUAUAGUCACCGGUAUAAUCGUUUCCAGGCUUAAAAGCUAAAUCCUCACGCCGCGUAACGCUUUGUUGCUGUAUCGGUAAACAGGACGUGUAUUUUAUCACCUGUGUUUUCCAGUUGUCCGUUUUUGUUUCAUUAUUUUCAUUCAUAAAUUAUUUUACAGCUUCUGAGUCGAUAGUAUAAGAUCACUGUUAGCAUAUAAAAUUCACCCGUGAGAAAAUAAUUCUAGGAAAUAACAUUUGUCUGCCUACAUUCUAUCUUGGAUAGCCUUCCGAAGUAUAAGUUGUAAUCUUAAAUUCGAAUCAAUUUUCCUACUGUUAAAAACUAAUGUAAGUUUGGUUUUAUAUUCCACCAAUAGGAUAUGAAUAUUACACGAAUAUAUCAAAACAUUAAACGUUGCUUAGCUUACUGUACAGUUACAGUAGCUAAGGGUAAUGGAAAUAAUAGUGUUGGCAAUCAAAAUUAAACAUUCACUCAAAAAUAUUAUAUAAUGUUUAUUGCAUAAACACUGCAAGGUUUAUACUUAUUCAAUAAAAAUAUCAACGACCAAAA